Molecule: messenger RNA, 633 nt
Organism: Neohortaea acidophila
Lineage: Eukaryota; Fungi; Ascomycota; Dothideomycetes; Mycosphaerellales; Teratosphaeriaceae
Product: ras family-domain-containing protein
Exons: 3
Coding region: 1-633 (210 amino acids)
Molecular function (GO): GTP binding; GTPase activity
Source: RefSeq, a predicted model, not a curated record
AUGGCACAAAGUGUCGGCUCUUACACCAACCCACUGAAGAAGUUCAAGCUGGUCUUCUUGGGCGAACAAUCAGUCGGCAAGACCUCCCUCAUUACGCGAUUCAUGUACGACUCCUUCGACAGCACCUACCAAGCCACCAUCGGCAUCGACUUCCUCUCCAAAACCAUGUACCUCGAAGACCGUACCGUCCGUCUGCAACUCUGGGACACCGCCGGACAGGAACGCUUCCGAUCUCUCAUCCCCUCCUACAUCCGCGACAGCUCCGUGGCGGUCGUGGUCUACGACAUCAGCAGCAAGAAGUCCUUUGAACAGACACGGAAAUGGGUGGAUGAUGUGAGGAGCGAGAGAGGGAACGAUGUCAUCAUUGUGCUCGUGGGCAACAAGACGGAUUUGGGGGAAAGAAGAGAGGUGACGGCGGAGCAGGGUGAGGAGGAGGCGAAGAAGAACAAUCUCAUGUUCGUGGAGACCAGCGCCAAGGUCGGACACAACGUCAAGGCAUUGUUUAAGAGGAUCGCGCAGGCCUUGCCGGGUAUGGAAGGUGAAGGCGCGGCGGGGGCAACCGGUGCUGCGAAUACAAUCGACGUCAAUAUUAACGCGGAGAAGCCGGAGAACGAGGGCGGGUGUAAUUGCUGA